CGCCGAUACAAAAUCCAACGGCCAUCCUGUCAUCUCAACCAACACAUUGCCACAUUGCCCUCUGAUCUAUUUAAACGCCAAAUUCCCAAACUGCAAAGUUCAGGAAAUUUAGCUAGCUUAGAAAUUUCCUAACAAAACCCCCAUUUUCCUCCAACAUCUCGCCAAAUCCGACGAACGGAAUCCAUCGGAAUGGAAAACGGUAACGGGAUCGGUAACGGCCAUUCGCAGGACAUUUUCGUCCGGCAGCACCAACGGACGGAAACUGAUCCCUUAAACUGGAAUGCGGCGGCGGAGGCGCUGAAGGGAAGCCACCUGGACGAGGUGAAGAGAAUGGUGGAAGAUUACAGGAGGGCGACGGUUCGUCUGGGCGGGGAGACGCUGACGAUAGGGCAGGUGGCGGCGGUGGCGGGGAGGAGAGCGGCGGAGGUGAAGGUGGAGCUGUCGGAAGCGGCGAGGGCGGGCGUGAAGGCCAGCAGCGAUUGGGUGAUGGAAGGAGUGGAGAAGGGGACUGAUAGCUAUGGUGUGACGACUGGGUUCGGUGCGACGUCGCAUAGACGGACAAAGCAAGGCGCUGCUCUUCAGAAAGAGCUUAUAAGGUUCUUGAAUGCUGGGAUAUUCGGGUUUGGGACGGAAUCGUCCCACAUGCUGCCCCACUCCGCCACCCGGGCCGCCAUGUUAGUCAGGGUCAACACCUUGCUCCAGGGUUACUCCGGCAUCAGGUUCGAGAUCUUGGAAGCUAUGACCAAGCUGCUCAACCACGACAUCACCCCCUGCCUCCCUCUCCGUGGGACCAUCACAGCAUCUGGCGACUUGGUCCCGCUCUCAUACAUUGCUGGGAUCUUAACUGGCCGGGCCAACUCCAAAGCUGUCGGUCCGAACGGGGACUCUCUAAACGCACAACAGGCGUUCAGAGAGGCCCAGAUCGGUUCCGGGUUUUUCGAACUACAACCCAAAGAAGGCCUGGCGUUGGUGAACGGAACCGCCAUCGGGUCCGGCUUGGCAUCGACUGUGUUAUUUGACGCUAAUGUUUUGGUGCUCUUGGCAGAGGUUUUGUCGGCAUUUUUCGCUGAGGUCAUGCACGGAAAGCCCGAAUUCACCGACCAUUUGACCCAUACAUUGAAACACCACCCGGGACAAAUCGAGGCCGCCGCAAUAAUGGAACACAUUCUAGAAGGUAGCUCGUAUGUAAAAGAGGCACAAAAGGCCCACGAAUUCGACCCGUUAUUAAAGCCCAAGCAGGAUCGUUACGCCCUUCGGACGUCGCCGCAAUGGUUGGGCCCACAGAUUGAGGUAAUCCGAGCGUCGACGAAGAUGAUAGAGAGAGAAAUCAAUUCGGUUAAUGACAACCCAUUGAUAGAUGUCUCAAGAGAUAAGGCCUUACAUGGAGGGAACUUCCAAGGCACGCCGAUCGGCGUCUCUAUGGAUAAUGUCCGAUUAGCUAUCGCCUCCAUCGGAAAACUGGUUUUUGCCCAGUUCUCCGAGCUGGUCAACGAUUUCUACAACAACGGGUUGCCAUCAAAUCUCUCUGGUGGCCGGGACCCGAGCUUGGAUUACGGGUUCAAAGGGGCAGAGAUCGCAAUGGCGGCGUACUGCUCGGAGCUCCAGUUUCUCGGCAACCCAGUGACGAAUCACGUCCAGAGCGCCGAGCAACACAACCAAGACGUGAACUCUCUGGGUUUGAUCUCGUCGAGGAAGACCGCUGAGGCGGUUGACAUUCUUAAGCUUAUGUCUGCCACAUACAUGGUUGCGCUUUGCCAAGCCGUUGACCUUAGGAACUUAGAGGAGAACUUGAAGGCCUCUGCGAAAAACGCUGUCAGUAUUGCUGCGGAGAUAGCGUUGACCGUUGAUUGUAAAGGCGAACUACUCAAAGUAGUUGAUCGAGAAUACGUCUUUGCCUACGCCGACGACCCAUGCAGCAGAAACUACCCUUUGAUGCCAAAACUGCGGGAAGUCCUGGUGGGCCACGCCAUGUCCGGCAGAGAGUCGGAGAGGAACUCCAGCAGCUCUGUUUUCCUGAAGAUCGGCGCCUUCGAGGAGGAACUCAGGUGGGUUUUGCCGAGGGCGAUGGCGAGCGCGAGGGGUGAUGUGGAGAGUGGCACGCCCGCAAUUCCUAAUCGCAUUCGGGAUUGCCGGUCCUACCCAAUGUACAAGUUUGUGAGGGAAGAUUUGGGUACGGUAUUGUUGACGGGCGAGUUGACGAGGUCACCGGGGGAGGAAUGUGACAAGGUGUUCAUGGCCAUUUGUGAAGGAAAAUUGAUCGAUCCACUGCUGGAUUGUUUGAAAAGAUGGAAUGGUUCUCCUGUGCCUAUUCUUAACUUGAAACACUUUGGGGUAUAUUCAAAUUAAUCUGUAGUAAUUUACAAGUUAGGGUUACAAUUUGCACUAUUUGUAAACUUAUUACCUAAAUAAGAUGUCUUAUAUAUAUUCACGUUGUUGUUGUUGUUAUUGUUGUUAUGUUUGUACUUUGACUUAUGGAAAAGAAAAUUUCCUAACUUAAAAUAAAACGUAUUAAAUCAGUCAAAGUAAGACUUCAAUA
Molecule: messenger RNA, 2536 nt
Organism: Cuscuta epithymum
Lineage: Eukaryota; Viridiplantae; Streptophyta; Magnoliopsida; Solanales; Convolvulaceae
Source: the annotation of a GenBank genome assembly